AUGGUUGAAAUCAUAACAGAAGGUACCGUAACUAUUAAAAAAUUACUUUGGCACUCAACUGAAGACUUUAGAGAAAAGACAUUAACAUUACUUCAAAAAGGUACAAUUGAUGUAAAGAUCUUGAAAGACAUUGAUUACAACACACUAUCUCCUCAUGCAAAUAAUGUAAUAUGGACUCUACUAUACUACGGUGAUUAUUUUACCAUAAACGAAAAUGAAAAUCUACGCAUUCCAAAUACAAAGUUAACGUCAAAUAGAAAAGCUGGCAAUAGACAUUUUGAUAUCAGAAUUAUACCAAUCACAGAAGAUGUAAUUUAUCUGAUAUCGGCAAUUUUGGAAAUUAAAGUAUGCAAAAAGAACAAAAAUAGUGAUGAAUAUGAAUAUGUUGAUGAGUUAUCCAGUGAUGAAGAAAUCAAAUAUGGAAAUGAAAAUGAAAUAAAACAUUUAUUAAAAGAUGCACUUUCAAAUGAACUUUUUUUAGAAGAUAAGCUGGUAAAAGUUGAUCUUCAAUGUAAUGAUUCUUCAGCUUGGCAUCCUGUAUUAAAUGGCCUUACCGAAAAUUUAGAAGCAUGUUUUCAAUUGAAGGCGCAGCAUGUACGUUUUACAAUAUCUCAUAGUAUAUUAAUUCCCGAUGAGUUAUCUAAUGAAGGAUCUUUAGCAUUUAAUUUCAUGAUGACACAACAACGCCUAAAAAAACUUCCACUACUUUACAACUCCCAAUUUCGUAAUGAUUUGCUCUAUAAUGAUUUUUUAAAAAUUUUGCAAGAAAGGAAACUGGGAUGGCUGAAUGAUAAUCAUUUAACUAUUGGGCAUUCUUUUAUCUGCAGAGUUACCGAUUUAGUAUGGUAUUUUGAUCCUCAUCUUGGCAAAUUUGAAAAACGUGGCUUGAAACUACCAAAAAUUAUAGCCAAACUUCCUGUAUAUGCUUCUGAAAGUCAUUAUAAUCUCUAUCAUGAUACUACGAAGCAUAAAAAAAUUGAAAUAUCACGAGAAAAACUUGAGUCAUUUGUUAAAGCUUUAAUUUUAUCUAUUCAACAACCUUGGACACGCCUAUUACAUUGGGAAGAAGUAAUUAAAGAUAUUGAUGAUCUGAUAAAAAUAGCUCAAGAAUAUGCCAACUAUCUUCAAGGGGUUAAUAAUAGAAUGCGUACUAUACAUACGAGUCUAGUUCCUGUAAGAAAUGGGCGAGAUGGAUAUUACAGUUGAGGAUAUUGAAGCUGUUGACUUAUAUCCAUCUCAAUAUGAGUUUUUAGCACAGCUUCUUCGUGAAUCCAAUGAUUAUGAUCUUCUAAAUAUAGAUCAUUUGCUUCCUCCCAAGCCA
Molecule: messenger RNA, 1321 nt
Organism: Rhizophagus irregularis DAOM 181602=DAOM 197198
Lineage: Eukaryota; Fungi; Glomeromycota; Glomeromycetes; Glomerales; Glomeraceae
Source: RefSeq, a predicted model, not a curated record